UAGUUUAAACUCUGUUCGCAUUUUUCCAAUUCUUGUCAAUUUCCUGUUCCAUUGAAAACAGAAAAAAUCGAAUUUUUUAUGAUCUAUGUUGUUUCUUUGAGCUUACCAUUUUGUGUGUAACUAUAUAACAAGAAGUAAAUAAUAAUAUGAUUUUUAUUAAUAAUUAAACACAUUUGUAAAAGACAUGUAGCAAGUGCAAGAUUUGUAUUUUUUUUAUAUUCUAAGCAUUCCGUUUUUACGCCUUUCUGGUUCUUCUAUUUGUGAAUUAAUUGAUUAUUAAAAACCAUCCACGAUGGGAGUCACCGACUGGAAACUGAUGACAUUCGCGGGAAAUGAAAAUUUCCGAAAGGCCUGCGAAAAAGAGGCGGAUUCCCGCUAUUAUUGGGUCGAGAAAUGGGGAUGGAUCACGAAGGAAAUCAUAGACGUGAAUACGAAGAUGCUAGAAUUGAAAGCGGAACGGGCGAAUAGGCGGGAAAGUCUGGAAUUGAAAAGGGAAAACGAAGAGAGCUCCGAGGAAAUUAUUGUACUUCAAGACCCCUGCCCAUUUCCCGACACGACAAACCACGAGUACGGAUGGUUACAUCAGUAUAAGGACUGGAACUUGGAGAAGUUUGGCCCGUUCCCUUUGAUGCCUCUUAAGGCCAGGACGUCUUUCACAAAGGAAGAGAUCGACGACAUGAUCGAACUGAAGAAGAAGGAACGACGCAACAAAAGGCGUAAUUUAAUGAAACACAACUAAAACAUGAUCUGUAAUUUAUAGUGGUUCUCUGUUUAAAAUGAAUAAAUGGAAUUGCUUUGUCA
Messenger RNA from Cimex lectularius (bed bug), 801 nucleotides. RefSeq lists its product as uncharacterized. Lineage: Eukaryota; Metazoa; Arthropoda; Insecta; Hemiptera; Cimicidae. The record is from RefSeq and is a predicted model, not a curated record. Bases 293 to 739 code for a protein of 148 amino acids. The transcript is spliced from 3 exons.